This is a messenger RNA of Anopheles nili, 1263 nucleotides long. RefSeq names its product testis-specific zinc finger protein topi-like. The transcript has a single exon. The record is from RefSeq and is a predicted model, not a curated record. NCBI's taxonomy places the organism in Eukaryota, Metazoa, Arthropoda, Insecta, Diptera, Culicidae. The coding region runs from base 1 to 1263 and encodes 420 amino acids.
AUGCAACCCAGCAAAAAGAAGUUUGACUGCAACCUGUGCAAGCACAAAUUUGUGCACCUGACCGGUCUGGAACGGCAUAAGAAAAAGUACCACCAGGACGAGAUGGAGCAAAAACGCCAGCUCGAAACGGCUACCAGAUCGGAGCAACAAUUUGUCGAUAUAGUGCUGAAGUGCCGAGGAUGUGGCGAAAUCUUCCUCAAACCCAACCAGUACGAGGCCCACAGCCUGCACUACAACUGGGAGAGUCUGCUCGCGGAUAUGCCGGCUUGUUAUAUCGACCGAAAGGAAUGUCUCUACCGCAAGCAGAUGGCCAUCGUGGUCGUCCAUUCGCUGUACCGUUGCGAAUUUUGCGACACUUUCUUUUCGGACUUAUCCUCACUAUUCCAUCACCAGUCCUGCCACGAUCCGAUCGAUGGUUACAGCUGCAUUCCGUGCGAUAAGGAAUUUCCCACCCUAGACGAAAUCCUAGCUCAUCGGGCCACGUGCGCGGGUUUCCAGAACAUCGAAACUAAGUGCGUUUUGAACGCGCUCAAGAUGUACAGCUGCAAUGUGUGCCUGGGCUUCUACGAUACGUUGCCAUUGUUGUACGAGCACCGCUACAAGGAUCAUCAUUACUUGCCGCGUGCCACUAAUUUGUUCGGGCAAAUCGUAAGGGACCCGAGCCUGAAGCUGUUCUGCGAGCUGUGCGGUUGCAUUUGCGACUGCAUUGAUACAUUUCUGCAGCACCGUCUCGAGCAGCAUUCCAAGAUGGUUCUGUGCGUCGGUGCCACGGAGGACGGUAUCGUCAAGACGCAGGCACUCCCAGGAGAGGAAUCCAACGCCGUCCGGCCGUUUCUGUGCGAGAAGUGCGGUAAAACGUACACCCAAUCGAGCCAUCUGUGGCAACACCUGCGCUUCCACAACGGUGUGCGACCGUUUGCCUGUCCGAAGGAGGGCUGCACUCGUCGGUUCACGAUUCGUCCGGAUCUGAACGAUCACAUCCGCAAGUGUCACACCGGAGAGCGACCGUAUGAAUGCAAGGAAUGCCACAAACGGUUCCUUACCGGUUCGGUGUACUAUCAGCACCGGUUGAUACAUAAGGGUGAGCGACGUUACGCAUGUCCUGAUUGUGCCAGGCGCUUUUAUCGGGCCGAUGCGCUGAAGAACCAUCAGCGGAUUCACACGGGUGAAAAGCCGUACUCUUGCUCGUUGUGCGAUCGCAAGUUCCGCCAGCGUGGUGAUCGUGAAAAGCACGUGCGCGUCAAGCACCUGCGGAUGGGUUAG